UGUUAUUACUGUAGGUGAUUUGUUAUGUUAAAUGAACGCCACCUUUAGUUUUGUGCGCUACGCUAAAAUGUGAGAUUUAGGUAAAUUUGGUGUUAUGCAGAACUAAAGUUGGCACUCCUGAGUCAUUGUUGAAUCAGCUGAUAAAGUUAGUUUGGUUAUUACUGAAAUAGGUCAAUUUUUCUACAACAACUAUGGAAUCAACAUCUGUUUUGGGAUUGUGUAUUGUUUUAAUUGUGUUGUGGAAAUACCGGUUGGUUGGUGUGACUUAUUACAUCAAAUGGCUUUUGGUGUUCUUUGUUCUGUUAUGGAGAAGGAUCAGAUUUGUGGAUACACCAGAAGUUGUCAUCUUUCCAACAAAAAAGGAAGAGUUUUUAGAAAGACCUAGGACGUGGACCAAAGAAAACACAUUCCGACGAGACAGCAUGUUGGUAUUUGCUGCGUCGCAAGACGUGUGGCUGCUGAUGGAAGUCGCCCGGGGAAGGUACAACUCUGCUGCUGCUAGGGUCAGGCUACACUUCCGUUCUAGUAACCUUACCUACCAUAGCGCAGAUCAAGAUGGUCGUCCUGGAGCCUGUGAAGAUUGGGUAACUGACACACUAGCAUUUCAAUGCUUGGAACCAAUGAGACGAUGGAGAAUCGUUUUUACCGGAAAGCUUCAGUGCAAGAUGAACAAUAUAGACCAAGGAAGCAGAUUUGUAAAAAUAAAUUUGAUUUGGGCAGCUCUGAAUGGGCCGUACUACUAUGACAGGUCUGGCAAUAUAUCAGCUUUGGCUAGAAUCUUAGCUGAGCAACCUUUAUCACAGCUACAGGGUAACUUGGAGUCACUAGGCAAGGGGUAUGAGCAGUGGGGAGUGGUACAAGGCACUGUCAGUGUUGAAGACAUUGAUACCAACCUUCACACUCCAUCUUUGAGAAGACACUGCUGGAAGUGGCCCCAUGUCAGAUCGAACCUUAGUGUUGUCGGGUUGGCAGAUAACGGAGCACUCUUCAGUAUCAACUAUAACUUUGCCAGGUGUAGGACUCAGCUCGGCCACAUUCGCUAUGCAGAUGGCAGAGUAGAGACCAUUGUUGGAGAUUCAUCCAUCAAAAACCCUGCGAUUCCAGACAAGUUUGUGAGAACAUUUAAAAGCAGCUGUUUUGAACAUCAAGCGUACAUAGUUCGUAGACGGUUCCAGUCAUGGGGAGCGCUGCAAGUUGCAGAGGCAAGAUGUACUUUUGACUAUCACCAAGCUACUUGUCUGAUUUUGUCUUGGGCAAGGACAACGAGAGAGGAUCUACCAGAGUUGCCGUUCCUCAGGUUCUCAGCUGUGGAGAGCAGUGAGUUGUUGUUGACUUUAGACCACCCAGCGUGUGCCAACCCUUCUCUAGUGGGAGGCAAGGCUGCGUCCUUGGGCCUGCUGACAGACAUGGCCCAAAGUGUCCUCAGAAACAAGAUGAUGGUUCCGGCAGGAUUCUGUCUGACUGUCAACGCAAUGCAGCUUCAAGUCGAAUCCUCCCUCCCUUUAAGUUCAGCUGUGAAAUUCCUCAACUUGGUCAGCAAUGUACAAGAACAGGGAAAUCUACAAGAGCAGUGCCAACAUGUGGUAGCCGCUUGGUUGUCCCUGGCCAUGUGUCCUGUAGUGGUGGCGGCCCUGAGCGCCCAGGUAGUGCCAACCCGCAGUUACGCUGUCAGGUCGUCUGCUACAGGAGAGGAUUGUGAAGACAGUUCGGCCGCUGGACAGAACGCUACAGUGUUGGGUUGCGUGGGUGUGGAUGCUGUAAUAGCUGCUGUACACAAGUGCUGGGCAUCUCUGUACACCUAUCAGUCAGUGCAGUAUCGCAGAGAAGCUUACAAAAUCAACCUAAACGAAGACCAACUGUGUAAACGACAAUUAGCUCGUGUUAGAUCACUCCUAGACAGCUUCUGGAAGAGAUGGGUGCACGAGUACCUUCCAUGCCUUUCAAGACGGUGCAAAUGGCACAAGAAAUUGGACCCACCAAAGAUUGACGAUCUUGCAAUAAUAAUUGAGGAAAACUGCCCAAGAAAAUACAUGGCCCCCUUGGCCGAAUCUCGGCUGUCUACCCAGGUCACGAUGGCCAAGUACGAAUAG
This is a messenger RNA of Macrosteles quadrilineatus (aster leafhopper), 2090 nucleotides long. RefSeq lists its product as uncharacterized. The record is from RefSeq and is a predicted model, not a curated record. NCBI's taxonomy places the organism in Eukaryota, Metazoa, Arthropoda, Insecta, Hemiptera, Cicadellidae. The coding region runs from base 192 to 2090 and encodes 632 amino acids. Gene Ontology annotation, molecular function: kinase activity; ATP binding. Gene Ontology annotation, biological process: phosphorylation. The transcript is spliced from 13 exons.